This is a messenger RNA of Chara braunii, 1979 nucleotides long. NCBI's taxonomy places the organism in Eukaryota, Viridiplantae, Streptophyta, Charophyceae, Charales, Characeae. The record is from the annotation of a GenBank genome assembly.
GUUUAAGAUUAAUAUAAGGAGAAGACUGGUUGUUAGGAUCGAAUAUGAGGAAGGUGUGAGGAUGCAAGAGGUCAGUAAGUAUUGCAAGGGGAAAAUCAGACAAAUUUGCGUGAGCCCAACGGUCGCCGAAUUUAUUUGCAGACGCAUGAGAUUGGUAUGGACCGGGCCGAAGUCAAUCGGGCAGAUACUUCGUAACCAUCGUAUGAUGGCAAGGAAGGCGCAAAACGAGUGUCCUUGCCCGUGUCAACAAGCCGUUCUCCCGAAAGACAACAAGGGGCACAUUAGUUUCCGAUUCUCAGAACUAGACGGAGUUUCACAACUCAUGAAGAAUUCCAGAAACAUACCGGUACCAAGGAAACCGGACGGACGACGGCUGGCAACGCAACUGAACGAUGCUUUUGAAGCUUUCUUUCACAUGUCACACCCAAGCAAAGGGAAGGAGAUGACCCAGUGUUGGAAGGAGAACAAGAUAACACGAGGGAUACAAAUGUCACGCCCCUGCAAAGGGAAGGAGAUGACCGAGUGUUGGAAUGAGAAUGAGAUGACACAAGGAAUUCAAGUUCGCGAGGUAGCUGAUAUGAAGAAGAGACUACGGGGAAUGGUGAUCAUGCCAGUAGAUGAUAACCAUGGCAACACAAUGGUCUGCUGCCCAAGAACCUACGGGACCACCAUCGAGACUAUGUUCGUACAGAAUGGAGGUUUCAAGAACAUUAACGAGGAAGGAUACUACAAGGAAGGGUACCACACCAAAUGCAAGGAAGGAUACUACAAGGAAGGGUACCAUCGCAUCGCCAAAUGGAACAAUCAUGGAGAACUAGGAAAAGCGUACGUCAUUCCAAAGCACAACGACACGACCAGAUGGAGACCAAUCUGCCCGUCCUACAGCGAAGCAAGCGGGAGAAUGAGCAAGCUCACAGGCAAGGCAAUCAACCACCUAUUGUGGUCUCUACCCAAGCACUCGAACUUCAACUUGAAGAGUACGCGACARCUACUGGAAGCAGUGGAGGGCACGAACAAGUCAGUACARAAAGGUGAGAAGUGGGGAAUGUUAGCAGCAAGCUUCGAUAUCAAGGACAUGUUUGUGAAACUCCCCCACGGGGCAAUUAUGUCGGCAAUACACUGGGUCGUAGAUUUUUACGAGAACGAGGGAGUGAGUAGGGUCAGAGUCAAGCUCAAAGGGAAAGGUGCAACUUUUGGAAAGGCGGACGGAGAAGUAGGAUGGCAAUCCGUGUCCCUAAGAAACAUUGCAAAACGAUUGCAACAAGUUGUAGGUAUUYCGAUGGGAAAGAGUAGCAGCCCURCAAUCGCUUGUCUMUUGUGCGCAUUUUAUGAAUGCGKUUUUUUGUCUUCGCUCGGGAAAGAUCGUAGAUUGGUACAGGGAUGYAGACUGGUCGACGACGUUUCUGUUUUCGUAAGCUUCAGGAUCAACCACGAAAUGAGCCUAACGAGAGCCACUGAGAUCAUGCACCAGUUCCAGCAAUGUUACCACGAGGAUCUCACUCUGGUCCRGACGRACGAAGCGGCAGCCGCAUGGGUAUUUCUGGGAUGUACCAUGGAGGUGAGGAUGUACCCAUCGGAGRUGAGCUGCACGGCCAGAACGGCAAAUGGACCAAGUCUUCUCAGYGGUGGCCCACUAGUGUUCCAGGGAUUGCAAGAUUACAGAUCAUACACCGCCAGAAGUACCAAGAGGGCGGUCAUCACAGGGUGUUUAAGCAGGAUAUGGGACCACACCCUAGACAAGUCCACGGCGGGACCCACCCUCCUCGCAACGAAAAUAGAGUUAUGGAAAAGAGGUUUUCCCGCUCGCGCCUUCGACGACGAGCUCAAGAAAUUUUCGAAACGAAAGGAUGAUGUGUGGCAAAGAUGGACCGAGGUCUUGUGCGACUGGGACGAUUACCAGUAGAGACAGAGUUCUUUUGAAUUCGAAUUUGAAGGAAAGAUGGCCAUUUUCGAACUGGGUGGUACGAAGCAACGAUUGG